Molecule: messenger RNA, 2790 nt
Organism: Suillus clintonianus
Lineage: Eukaryota; Fungi; Basidiomycota; Agaricomycetes; Boletales; Suillaceae
Product: kinase-like protein
Exons: 8
Coding region: 77-2419 (780 amino acids)
Biological process (GO): intracellular signal transduction; peptidyl-serine phosphorylation
Molecular function (GO): protein serine/threonine kinase activity; ATP binding
Source: RefSeq, a predicted model, not a curated record
CUUCUGUUGUUGAAUCACUCUUAAUCAUUUAUUUCUUUUGAAUCACCAUCUUCAACACUGUUACAAGAAAUUUUGGAUGGUGCAAGUGACUGCACCAACUUUCCCGCCGACCCUCGUCGAUCUCAGCAGAAAUGCAUCUGUCAUAUCAUCAUCCUCCGAAACUGACAUCCCAUCUGAGUUACCCAAGUCUCCACGCCCAAGACCAGCACGAACCUUCUCCUCACCACGUUCCCGAAGCCCACAUUCCCCAACUGCUCCUCCCGCACGACCCCCCAAUUAUCUCACUCGUGAACUCGGAGUAUCCAGCCAUGCACCACCAGAACCUCCACAAGUACAACAGCAGACAAAGGAGAGGAGCAAGAGUAGGAAGAGAUCACGAGAGGCAAGCAGAGCGAGGAGUGCAAAUGGCAGACUGGGAGCUCAAGAAUUUUCCUUUGGGGAUACCCUUGGAGAAGGAUCUUACUCAACAGUGAUGCGUGCACGAUAUAUUCGAACAGGCCAGGAAUACGCUAUCAAGAUCCUCGACAAGAAUCAUCUAAUACGAAAGGACAAGAUGCUCGUAGCCAUCGCAGAGAAAAACGUCCUCGUCAAACUGGGUGCUGGUCACCCCGGAAUCAUACAUCUACACUGGACCUUCCAGGACGAGUGGAGCCUAUUCUUCGUCCUUGACUUGGCAACCAAUGGGGAGAUGCAAUCUCGCAUAUCACGCCUUGGCUCCCUCAGCCUUGCCUGUUCCAGAUAUUACGCAGCACAGAUCGUUGACGCAUUAGAGUAUAUGCAUGGGAAAGACGUCAUACAUAGAGACCUCAAACCCGAGAACCUCCUUCUAGAUGGCCAGUACCGAAUAAAGAUUACUGAUUUUGGUACCGGAAAGUUAUUGGAGAACGGAGCGGAGAGAGCGAACACAUUUGUGGGCACUGCCCAAUACGUCGCGCCAGAGUUGCUAGAGAGAAAUGAGACAAGUAAGAGCUCGGACCUCUGGGCACUCGGUUGUAUCAUCUACCAAAUGAUCUCCGGCCGUUUCGCAUUCCAAGGCCUCAGCGAAUACCUCACCUGGCAAAAGAUCAAAUCUCUCGACUACACCUUCCCUGACGAAUUCGACGAAGACGCCAAGGAUCUCAUACAGCAUCUCCUCGUACGCGAUCCGAAGGAACGUCUCGGCGCCGGCAGUCCAGACUCUGCCCACUCAUACACAGCACUUCGCGCACACCCAUUUUUUGCAUCUGUGUCGUGGGAGACGCUGUGGACCGACCCUGCACCGGAGUUGGAGGCAGGAUUGGUAAAGAAGGAGCUGCCAGUGGUGGGUGAGGCCGAGGGGGGCCAGUGGGAUGAUGUAGGGGAGAUGUGGGAUCGGUUGGUGGGUGAGAAUGCUGACACGGGUAGUGGGAGUGGGGAGGUAAGUGGGGAUGGCGUGGGAUGGGCAGAGGACAGUGAGGGGACGAAGUUACAUUCAUUCAAGGCACGGCAUACAGGUGGUAUGUACGCGGAAGAGGGCCCGAUGGGAGAGGUGCCGGAUUAUCUUCUUGUGUUGCAGUCAAGGGCUAGUGAGGGGAGGGUGAUGCCAGGGCUGGAAGAAGAUCUAGAAGAGACGGAGACAGUCAUUGACGAGCAUGAACACGAGCACGAGCGCGACGCGGGAUUGCCAGAAAUACAGACUACACCACCAAUACCACAGGCCGAAACGGAACCUCUAUCACCAUCGGAAGUCUCUCCUGUUCCUGCUGCGAUCGUCCCAGUAGCUAUAUCCAUACACGUUCCCGGAGCCAAUGGAACAGGCUCAGGCUCCAGCUCUUCAGACGCGAGCCCCGUCGAUAGGGUAGCAUCAGAUUUGGACGUCAAGAUGAGGAUCGACUCAGAUGUGGAGGCGAAGCUGAAACCAAGUCUUUCACGCGGACGUAAUCGCGCGCAGACUCCGGUGCAGGGUAACGGACCAUGUUCUAAUGCAGAUUGGUCAAUCCUCCUCCUACCAUCCGAACGUGUCCUCUUCCAUACCCGCGUCGAGGCUCGGUCACCGAAACGGCGUGGUAGCAAACUGCGUCUCCCGAUUAGCGCAAGCCUCACGAAGACGAAGACGCGGCAGCUGGUGCUUACCAGCAUGCGGCUGUUAUGCGUAAAGCAGAAAGAGGGCGGUCAAGUGAGCUUGAAGAGUGAGGUCGGCUUGGGCUUGGGUUCCGGCAAGGAGCGUGAGAAGCCAAGGGAAGGGAAGGAGAAAGAGCGAGAUGCAGCCAAGGACGGACGAAAUGUGAUCGAGAGCGCAGAGCCGAAAGGCGAGCGAGAGUUUGUUAUUUUGACAUCUACGAGAUCGCAGACUUAUGCUGCGGAGACGAGUGCUAUGUCUGCGAUGUGGGUGGAGAAGAUCAAUGCGGCGCUCUCUCGGGGAAAUGCACAUCUCCAGACGCAGAUACGGACUCAGGCAUGAUGACGUGGGUGGAGACCGGGAUUCGGAUGAUAUCUAAACGUAAUGAAACCGUCUUCAUGCCAUCUGAGCUUGACGAGGGUGGUUGUACUAUCCAUCUCGAAUUUAUGCGCGACUUGGGGAUGACGAUUGUAUGUAGUAAUUGAUAUUGGUAUUGGUAUGCGCGCGCAGAUGUACGGUUGUAUUAUAGGAACGUUCUGUUGGUUUUUGGGAUCUGGGUCUGCGUUAUCAGUAUUUGUGUGCUUGCGGUAGUGGUGGUUUUCCUGGGAUUGAUCUGGGAAUCUGGCUUUCUACGUACUAUAUCAUCAUCAUGUACGACGAAUUUGUAUUACGCGUGGUUGCGUUUGAAGAGAUGUAGUAACAAACUUUCAGAG